Molecule: messenger RNA, 2164 nt
Organism: Aspergillus alliaceus
Lineage: Eukaryota; Fungi; Ascomycota; Eurotiomycetes; Eurotiales; Aspergillaceae
Exons: 1
Coding region: 70-2136 (688 amino acids)
Biological process (GO): DNA-templated transcription; regulation of DNA-templated transcription
Cellular component (GO): nucleus
Molecular function (GO): DNA binding; zinc ion binding; DNA-binding transcription factor activity, RNA polymerase II-specific
Source: RefSeq, a predicted model, not a curated record
CCUGCCGAUGCUGAUGCAUCACAAUAUCACCGUAAUCUGUUUAAUUCAAGCAUAGCUUUGUUGCAUAGAAUGUCGGACAUCUCAAGGUUCACAAGCAAAUUUCGAGCUCGUAAACCUACGAGUCCUUCAAGUAGGACUUCGGUUGCGAAAGUCACGAAAUCACCUAGAGCAUCCUUUGUAUGCGAUCCUUGCAGGAAAUCCAAGCUCCGAUGUGAUAGAGGCCAGCCCUGCAGUAGCUGCGUUAUGAGACAUGGAUCAGAUGCUUGCUCUUAUCAGUGGACUGCGGGUUCACCAGCUAAUCACAACGACCGGAGCACCAUUGAAGCCAGGCUGACGCAUUUGGAGUCUUUGAUUAAGUCUGUGAUGCAUAAGGAAGAACUUCCAUCGGGGAACGAUGAACUAAUUCCAGAGUCAUCCCAUUGUUCAAUAAACGAUGCUGUUGUUUCGUCUCAAAGUGACACACCUGACUCUGCAAGAUAUGUCGGUUCCACACAUUGGUCUGCUAUUCUGAACGACAUUCACGAGCUGAAGUCGACUCUGAGUGGCGCUUCUGAGGUCCAGCAAUUUGGGAGACGUACUAUGCCAGAGACUCCUGUCCCAGGUACUGAGCUGAUCUUUGGGUCGCCACAUCUUUACUCUUUGCAACAAGUCAUAUCUAGAUAUCUUCCUUCGAGAGUUGAGGUUGAUCGUUACCUUUCGUCAUACUUUCAGGGCAAAACCUUCGGUAUUCCGUUCAUUCACACCUAUCACUUUCAGCGCCAGUACCAAGAAUUCUGGGCUAAUCCGAACAAUGUCGACCCCCUUUGGCUUUCCAUUCUAUUCUCUAUUUGCUGCUCGGUAUCUCUAAUUAAGGAGACAACUAGCCCGGGUUGUUCCUUGCGAAAGAACUCGGCCCCCGAAAGUGCUAAGCUCCACACGGCUGCUGGACAAUGCCUUCUCAUAGGAGAGUAUCAUCGGCCACGGAAACUUGCAGUGGAGGCACUUACGCUCUAUGCACAGUGCAAAUAUCUACAAAGCAUGGACCCGUGCCGAGAAGCCGGGGCGGUUCUAGCCAUGGUUGUCCGCAUGGCGUACGAAAUGGGCUACCACCGAGAUCCAGAUACCUUCGGAUCUCUGAGCGUCUUCGAAGGCGAAAUACGUAGACGUUUCUGGGCUUCAUGUAAGCAUAUGGAUGUGAUGAUCAGCUUCCAGCUCGGUCUGCCGAGCAAUAUUUGUCUCGAGAGCUGUGACACGAAGUCCCCAAGGAAUCUCUUGGACUCGGACUUUGAUGUGGAUACACAGGUCUUGCCCGAGUCGAGACCUGAGAGUGAACCUACAAAUCUCUUGUGGUUUGUUGUCAAAGACCGACAAAUUACCAGUUUCAGCAAGGUCUGCAAGUAUAUGCUGUCGUUUAGAGAGAAGCCAGAAGUUGAUUUGCUUCGACUGGACGAAGAAAUCCGGCAAAUGUAUGCGACAACCCCCGAUGUUUUGCGAGCUCGCCCUCUCUCAGAGUCGAUUACAGAUGCGCCCUCUCUCAUAAUAACCAGACUAUACAUCGAGUUCAUCUAUCUAAAGAGUCUCUGUGUUCUGCACCGCGGAUAUAUGGUCCGAGGUAAUGUUAACAGUACUAAAUCCUGUGUCGCGGCUGCGAGGAGGCUUGUUAGUCAAUUUAUCGAUAUGCACAAAGAAUUCUCUCCCGAUGGUCAACUACAUGCGGUGCGCUGGAUGCUGACAAACUUCACCAUGAGUGAUUUUCUGCUGGGCGUCAUGGUGCUCUGCCUGGGGGUGCAUAUCCAUCGCAAACGAACGCCAAGGACUAGUACUAUCGAUUCCGUCACAGAAGCUGAAGUGCUCUCUUUGCUUAAGCAGUCGCAUGAAAUUUGCGUGGAGAAGUCCCAGGUCUGCAAAGAAGCAAGACGAGUUUCCCAUGCUUUGCAUGUCGUUCUGAACCACACUGAGACGCCCGGGGAGCCCGAAUCACAACCUGCAGGCGAUGUCACAUCGGGUUUCAACUCUACAUUACCGCCUAUGCAGGUAGAGAAUACAGAUGUCCAGACAAAUAUACCUCCUUUUGAUUCGUUUGACCCCUUCAACAUCAUGGGCAUCGACUUUGAAAAUAUCGACUGGGCCGUUUUCGACUCUCAAUUGUCCGUCUAAAAUACACGUAUACGUCUAAUCGCACCCG